CUGUCCCCGCUGAGUCGCCCAGCCCGGGACGACGAAGAGGACGACUAGAGGAGAGAGAGGAGGAGGACGACGCGAGACGGGAGGAAGAGAAGGGAGGAGGAGGAGGCGGAGAGGACGAGAUACGCGGGACGGGAGGAGGAGGAGAAAGGAAGAGAGAAGGAGGAGAGAAAAGAAGGAUCAUCAUCAUCACGGCUUUGUUUGUCCCAGCCGCGAACUAAGACAGCUGAACGCGACGCACACAACCCACACCGGCCCUGCGUCUUCAUCAUCAUCGUCGUCAACAACAACAACCACUGCCCCGUGCUGCUGAGGCUGCCUGCACGGAGCGGGCCGGGCCGGACCCCCCCCGGGGUUUGGGUGGACCGAGAUCGGGUGGGUGGUGGGGGUUGGUGCCGAGUCGACCCCGGGAUCUCCGCUGUGCGGGACGGAACGAGUCGGGGCCGGGUCACGUUUGUUCGGCUCGUCGGAUUGAAUCUGGGACUACGAGGAGGAGGAGGGCGACGAGGAGAUGGCGGACGCGGCGUCGUACGUGCUGAUGCAGGCCGAGAACGGGAGCCUCGUCAGGGUUGAGCACGACCGCAAGAAGAGGCAGUUCUUCAUUCGCCUCAAUGGUUACAGUGACCGGGCCGUGCUGCUCUACGAGUACAUCGGCAAGAAGACGGUGGACUUGCAGCACACCGAGGUGCCGGACGGCUACCGCGGGCGCGGCAUCGCACGCCUGCUCGCCAAGGCCUCCAUGGACUUCGUGGUGGAGGAGGACCUGAAGGCGCACAUCACGUGCUGGUACAUCCAGAAGUUCAUCAAGGACAACCCCUUACCUCAGUACCUGCAGCGGGUGCAGAACUGACGCCGCCGUCGCCUCUUCCUCCCGCCGCCUCGUCGCCCACGGCAACCCCCCCUCCCCCUUCCCUCGCCUCCACCGGGGCAACGGUAACCCGGCAACGGUAACCGGGCAACGCCGACGGUGCUCGGCUGCGUCGCCCUGGUUAGUACGUCCGGUCCUCCGGUGGGCGGCGGUGAAGGGCGGCGGGGGUCGGGUGGUGGUGGUGGAGGGGAGCUGCCAUCUCCUCGCCGGCGCUGGCGAUGGUGCCCGAGCGUUUGCCGGGAGACGCGUGGGACUCGUGCCGCGCGUGCGAUGGACGGCCCCUGCCGCCGCCACCGCCGCUGCGGAGGCGGAAGAGGCGGUGAGGACGCAGGGGUGGGGUGGUUCCAGAACUGUUCGGCGGCGGCGGCGGCGCUCGAGAGAGAACUUUGGGAAGCGUGCGAUGGCACGGCCGUUGAGGAGGGCGGCCCACCGUAGCCACACGCCGGGCGGAAGGCACGGGGGCGGAUUAACUCGACACACAACGACGACGACGACGCUGCCGCCGUUUUUACUCCCGCCGCUUCGGAAUCCCGGUUUCACCGCGGUGGGGGACGUCGCGGUCGCGGGCGCUGGAGCCCGCGGUGCGAUUGCCCGGCUGCCCGCGUUGUCGCGGAGAGCGGUGAUCCGUUGAGGGUUGUGCGUAGGCCCUCCCGGGGUGGGGCGGGGGACACACCAUGCUGUCCCUUCGGUUUCGGGCAGCGUGCGCUUGGGCUGGACGAGGGAGUCGCCGCGCUGGGUUAGAGUGUUUGGGCGAAGCGACGCAUAACGAGACCGGGUGUAGAGGGUCAUUGGGUCGGGCAGAGUGAUUUGGGAGUGGACAGAAAUUAAUUGGCCUGUCAAAGAAAAGUUUUUUCGGGGUUGUGCAGAGGGACAUCGAGGUAAGGAUGCGUCACGGCAUUGGAUCAGAGAGUCAUUUGUCUGCGCAGAGCCAUAUAGCUGGACUGGAGAGGCAGUUAUUGGGGUGGGCAGUUAUUGUACUGGGUGGAAAGUGUUUUGGAUGGGUAAGAGAGUCGUUGGUUUUAGGAACGCAUCAUGGGGCUGUGCAGAGAGUCAUUUGGCUGUGCGGUCAUUGGGCUAAGUAGACAUUGAUUGGGGAAAAGUACAGUGGAGGUUAGCCACUGGGUAGAGAGUCACUGGGGUAGAGAAGUCACUGAGCCGUGUAAACAUGUCGUGGUGUCUGGUGAGAAAGUCGGUGGGUGAGGUAACGGCAUCGUGGUGUCGUGCAACUGGGCGAAGUGAUUCGUCAAGGGACUGGGUAGAGAAUCGUUGGGCUGCACAAAGACAAAGAUCCCCCCGUGUAUCCUGUAAACAGACUGUUGGGGCAAGUGCGGUUAGCGAGUAGCGGCACCUACGAAGGCCGGCACGGCGCACGAAGGGGAUGGGUGGCCAACGCCAUGCCCGGCCGCUUUUGUCUCCCUGGUGGCGAUGUUUACGGAACGCACCAGGUACUCAUUUGAGGCCGAGUCCACCUAGAGGGAGACCCCGGACCGGUUCAGAUAAUCGUCACCAGUGUUGUCCGUGAGCGGUAAUCGAACCCGGGCCGCAGGUGGUUCGUAGUGCGGCUGCGCUACCGCUCCCCGUUGCAAAUGGCCGGCCACACCCGUGAGUUCUGCUGGAGGCAGGAGGAGUUUGAAUUUGGAGGGCAAGGCCAUAAAAUCACUGGAGCUUCUGUAGGUUCUUGAUCUCUCCACACUCUCGCGCUCUCUCUCCCUCUGUAUCUCACGCUCCUCACCAGAGGUCGCAACCGGGUACCCGAUACCCGUACCCUACCCGAUACCCGGCUACCCGUUCGCGACCCUGGUGCGGCCGGGUACGGGUAGACCGUGAGUCACUGGUGAGUAACUGUUUGUCACUUAUUUCCCAACGUCUUGUCUCUUCUCACAAUUCAAGUUCCUAGAAUCAACCCACCCGCGCCUGCAACAUGGCUUCAUCCCAGAGAUCGCAACCGGGUACCCGAUACCUGUACCCUACCCUUACCCGGCCGGGUAGGGUAGGGUACGGGUACGGACGGGUACGGAUACCCUUUUGUGACCCUGGUGCGGCCGGGUACGGGUAAGGAAUCAAAACCCGUUUGCGACCUCUGCUCCUCACUCCCUCCGUCACGAUCUCCCCGGGUUUAUUUGAAUCGUCGUGCACACAACCCCCGUUUGACGUCGUUAUUACUGUCGCGAGCAUGGUCCAAGCUUCGCAUCCGCCCCCCCCCACCACUCUCCCCCUGCCAUCCUCGACUUAGUGCCUUAGUUUUUAUUUAUUGUCUUAGGUAGCUAGUACGUGUCCGUGUGUGUCUGCGAGUCCGUGUGUGUCCGUUUGCGUGCGCACGUAAGUCCGUGCGUGCGUGUGUCCGCGCAUCUGUAAGUCCGCGUGUCCGUGCGUGCGCGUGUUUUCCGUGUUGGAUUUGUUGUGGUGCUAUUUUUUGUUAUUUUUUUAUUUUACCGCAUUGUAGUCUUUCUGGCCUGUAACCGUAUUCGAUGGCUCGUCGUCGUCGUUGUAGUACCCGAGCUUUUAUUAUUUGAACGUCCGCCCUGUUCGUCACACCCGGCGUCCACGUUCACGUUCGUCCGCAGAUCCGGCGGGUGCGAGAGGUAGGGGAGGGGGGGGGAGCGGCGGCGACGCUGCAAACUCCACGGCGAGGAAACGCGAUUUGGGAGAGACGCAAAUUCUCCCGGGCGGAGACGACUUCCCGGAGAGACGUUGCGUCGAGUUGGGCCGCGCGCCACGGUUUGGCGGCGCCUUCAACCACGGAGCACUUUGGCGUAGGCCGCGUGCCGCAAGGCCGUCCCCGGCGGCAGUCGCGCCGCGGUUAAUCGUCGCCGCGGCCGAUGGGAGAAAACCGAUUCCAAAAAUGGCUUUUGACGCCGCGGCGAAUGGCAGCGGCCUCCGCGGUUUAUGCGGCGCGUACGAUUGGAUUGCGUACGUAUGUACGUUGAACUUCUUUCGCACCGUACGUAGCCGAUCGUGCUAACCGUAGGUGCAAUGGAAGGACAACGAACUAAACACAAAAAAGCACUUCGAAAGAAAUUACUUUUCAAUCUCGACGAUUUUCAAGUUUCAUAGCUCCAGCAGCUUCUGAAUAUUGGAAGGAAGAGCGUUUCCAGACGGCCAAAGAAGCGCAUCUGAAAGCGCCGCGCGAUGUGGUGACCACCACCGUCUUUGCUCGAUGGCUUAGCCAAAAGCCGCUGCCGCUGCGAUGAUGACCGGAGUUUGAAAGGUAUUGUGGUUCAUUUGUGGCGAGCAGUGCAAUGGACCAAAGCAUCACUACACCCCUAUCGUAUUGGUAUUAAUUAAAAUGAUUUUAUUUGGGCUACACUGGAGACUUCUACUAUCAAUCAUGCGCAGGGCAAUGGGCAAGUUGGUACAUCGCAGGACCGUGCGGGGACGGUCAUCGUCCAGCAGUGGAUUGAUCAUGGCUGAUGAUAUUGAUGAUGAUGAUGAUGGCGAUGAUUGUUUGUCAGUGGAAGAUGGGUCUCGCCGAGUUCAGCGGAGGGGAUGGAGGCGGGCAUGUUUCCAGAAUCGGAAUCUUUGUUUAGACCGGAGGAAUCCGAUGAGCUACAAAGCUUCAAUGUUUUUUUAUUACCUAUCACAGAUGCCCAUCGACGGGGUGAGAGCGGUCCAGUCGCUGCGCCAGCGGCUGGGGAAACAUUUUGUCCGUGACGUGAGCAACAAUGGGGGCCCUUGAGCUUUUGUUGCAGAACGCGCGUAAGCAUCCCGCACCCACCCAUUGGCACGGUUUGGCUACGUGCGGUGCGAAAGCAGUUCAACGUGCAGGAGCGGGCGUGGGUUCGAUCCCCGACCCCGACGCCUGUAUGUGUGAAGUUUGCAUAUUUCUCUCUCCCCCUCUCUCCCCGUGGUCCACACGCAACGAGUCGUUUCGUUUUUGGACAUCAACACCCCCCCUCCAGUCCACAAACCAUUUUGGAGACUUCAGCGCACUGCGGCUUCCGUCUUACACCCGUGUGCAGGUCGAGCACACGUGCAGCCCUCGGGACGCUCCACCGCCGGACGGGCGGCUCGCAACGCCACUCGCGCGCGUGCCAGUCGGCGCCGCGUCAGCGCGUGGUGUCGGUGAAGUGGCGGCGGUGGUGGGGGGGCGGUAGACGCGGGAGCGUAGAAGUUGCAGUACGCCGACGGCAAUGGACAGCGGGAUCCUCUGCGAGGGCGCCCUUCUGGGGCGUCGCGCAGGCUCGGGGAAGGACCGGGCCUCGGCUUCGGAGAGCCGACGUGACGGGGUUGGUGGGUUCGGAGUUGCGGGGCGAAUGGGCGGCCAGCGGCGUAGCAGGGCGGUUCGUCUUUGUUGUGCUCGUGAUCGUGCUGUGCGCCGUGCGUGUAA
This is a messenger RNA of Lethenteron reissneri (Far Eastern brook lamprey), 5192 nucleotides long. RefSeq names its product N-acetyltransferase domain containing 1 (gene NATD1). Lineage: Eukaryota; Metazoa; Chordata; Hyperoartia; Petromyzontiformes; Petromyzontidae. The record is from RefSeq and is a predicted model, not a curated record.